Messenger RNA from Hipposideros armiger (great roundleaf bat), 3166 nucleotides. RefSeq names its product MANSC domain containing 4 (gene MANSC4). The record is from RefSeq and is a predicted model, not a curated record. NCBI's taxonomy places the organism in Eukaryota, Metazoa, Chordata, Mammalia, Chiroptera, Hipposideridae. Gene Ontology annotation, biological process: extracellular matrix organization; epidermis development; epithelium development. Bases 218 to 1228 code for a protein of 336 amino acids. The transcript is spliced from 3 exons. Gene Ontology annotation, cellular component: plasma membrane. Gene Ontology annotation, molecular function: serine-type endopeptidase inhibitor activity.
CUCAACUGGGAAGAAACAAAAGAAAAAUCAAUAUGCAGUCAAAGAGCAGCCUGGGUUUUCUAGAAGGUGACCCCCUCUCCCCCCGCCCCCAGAAGCAUCCCAAGGACGAGCUCCCUUAGCAACAGCCCCGAAGUUCCAGAAACUGUCCUACCCCUGAUAGUCAGCUCCAGCUUGAGUGUGGAAAUCAGACUUCUUGCCGAGUCUUCUUACCAGAGAAAUGCAUGUGGCAGUGGUGACAGCAGCAGUGAUCAUGCUUCUUAGCAUGGGCUGGACCUCGGACUCGCUUUGCUCGCCCACCAUAUUUUAUAGAGACUGCUGGAUCCGUCGCUUCCCAGGUCUUCUCAUUGACCUGGAGGAGUCGCAGAAGAUGGGAGCUCAGUUCUUGAAGUACUAUUCUGAAAGCACUGGCCAGAAAUGCAGUAGGAGCUGCUGUCUUAGGAAGGACGUGGCCUGUAACUUGGCUGUCUUCUACCAUGAUCCUCUUCAUGACAAUGUCAACUGCCUCCAUGUUCACUGCCCAACACUGGAAAGCUGCAUAUUAGAGCCUGGACCCAGUGCCGUUUUAUACAACAUAACGGAUGGUGUAGAUCCAGAUUUGCUGGUUUUUGGACAAUCGCCUCCCACAUACGAGUAUCAAAAUACCCGCUCUUCACCUAAUAGAUGGGACAGACUAAGGAAUCUAAAACCUAUGAAUUUGGAUAAACAACAAACGACCAUGAUAAACCAAAUGCUACUGUCAGUAGAGGCUCCAUCAUCAGCCACACAUCAAGAUUUGGUGGUAAACACAAGCAACACCAGGUAUUCCAAAGAAUUAACCACAGGUUCUUGGGCAAGAUUCAUUUCCCUGAAUGGUUCCAUGACCACAAAGGUAAAUAAGGAGUCAUCCAGUACUGGUUUCAGUAAUCCAGAUAACAAGACCAUUUCUCCUUUCUUUAUGCCCACAGACACAAAGCUUUCUCAUAUGCCAAUUCCAUCCCAACUCAACAGCAGCAAACAAUUACUGAACAAAACCAAAGGGUACAACAGCCGAAACCACACAUCUGAGAACGAAGACGCGACACCAGAUGGGGCAUCUGUGACUUCAAAGCCGUGGUUGGUUCCUGUGGCCCUCGGCACCUCUGUCAUCUUUCUUUGCUGUUGUACAGUCAUCCUGGCAUCUGGAUGCUGUCGAAAGAAGCAAGGCCAGUAUAAACCAAGACAGAGAAAGUUAGGAUCCAGGCAAAUUUAAAAACAUAACAUUCGGAAGAACUCUUCAUAGUAAAAGUUGUAGAGAUUGUAAGCUUUCAAAGAGUAUCACUUUUAGUUUUCUGUAAGACAAGGGCAGUUUGGUAAAAACAAAUAAUUGCACAGGAUGCCCACUCCUACCAAUCUCUAAAAAAGGCUAAUGCUUGAUAAACCUAACUGCUUUUUUAAUUACCCCCAUUUUUUUGAAGUGCACCGUUUGCCAAAGUUCCAAAAUUCUGACCUCCCUCUGCGGUUAUGUAGCAAUCAUGUGAAAGAUAUAGUUCUGAGUGCUGCCCGUGCAUUUCCUCAUUGAAUCCUUACAAUUCUGUUAGGUAUACUAUUAUCAACCAUUAUACUAUUAGCCACUAUACUAUUAACCACUAUACUAUCAUGUCAUACAGAUGAGGGAACUGAGGAGAAGAGACACUAAGAAUCUUGCCUGAAGUCACACAGCUGGCUAGUAAGUAGUGAAGCCAGGACUUAAAGACAACAUGGUUCAAAAGUCCAUGCUCAAAAUCACAGUUAGACUAAAAGCCUCCAUUUUCCCAAGAAGCAUGGAAAAAAGAUACAGGGAAAAAAGGAUACUAACCCAGAAGCAAAUGCUUCCUGAUUUUUAUAUAGUUUUCUAUGUUCAAUUGAUUAAUCCUUCUCAAUCCUAAUUUAUCAUCAUUUUUAAAGAUGACAUGCCUUUCAAUAAUUAUGGCGCUGAGCUCUUUCAGUUUUAUGUUGACGUCUGUUGAAUCAAGCUUGGGAGUUGCCCUUUACAUCCCGCCCUUGUAUACAUUGUAUUCCCAGGUAAAAAUACUAGCUCUAGGUAUUUCAUUCAGCUCUAUCCAUUGCUUACACCAGAUGUAACCCCCUCAAUCUUACACUCAGACUCAUAAAUGUUGAGAACUGUGAUUCAAGUGUCUAAUGAUCUUAAACUUUAGCCCCUUAAUCUCUUCUGUGAAACUCUUUUUAAUGUGAGAACAGAUAUUAAGACAGCUAUAAGCAUACAGAAUAUAUGAGGAAAUCUUACUACAAGAUUAAUAAAAUAGUACUUCCCUCAGAACAUUAACCACAAAUAAAAGUCUGAAUUAAAAAAGUUAAUUUACCUUAACUAUUUAUAAUAAUAUCAUAAAUUUUAUCAAUUUGCUUCCUAAGGCAUUUGGAAAAAAGCCCAUGCUAAUUAGGGGGUAUUGUUUUGUAGAAAUGACCAUAAUUUGGAGAAAAUGUAUUUACCUUUGUAAGAAAACAAAUGUGUUCCCCUUCUCUUCUUCAGCCCCUACCUUUUGACCAUCUAAGUAAACUUAGGCUGGAGAGGCAACCAGACCAGUCAGCCAAGAAGCGAAAACAACUGCGCGCACAAACACGAACUUGAAUGGAAGCCAAAGGGACCAAAGAGAACUUCUGAAUAGAAUUUAAAACUUUACAAAACAGAUAUCAGGGACCAGUCAACAAUUCCUAAGGCUAAGGUUGUUACACCCGUUUGGGAAAAAUAACUGAUACUGAAAUCUCUCCUACUUUGUAGCUAGCCAGAUCUUUUUUUAAAUAAAAAAGGUCUCUAACUGUCCUGUAUUAUGAAAUACUUACCAAUAUUGAAAAGAAAAUACACAAAGAACUAAAACACCCUAUAAAUAAGAAAGUGGGUUUAUUUAUUUGCCUGUGUUUUAGCAACUUCGGAGCUAUGUUACUUAACAGUCUGAAGGCAGAAGAGACUGUAUAGCAAGAGAGUCCCCUAAAAUCCUCAUUAUAAGGAUAAAUAUGAUAAUAUUCACUGUAUAUACUGGAUCAAUUAACAGUGUAAAGGACAAGGACCUAAUUAAUGACAAAUAGUUUAUUGCUAAAAUUACAGGGACCACCACUAUUACCUUGAGGGUAGUUUUGUAUCCAUCCAAAUGGCUCUAAGGCAGCGGUUCUCAACCUUUCACAGGGGUCGCCUAAGACCAUCGGAAAACACAUA